AUGCUGGCCCUGCUGGCCCACCCUGAUGAUGAAGCGUUCCCCAUGGGCGGAGCCAUUGCGAUGCACACGGCCCGGGGUGUUACAACACGGCUCAUCACGGCUACUUCCGGUGAGUUGGGCGAGAUCCGGCAACCCGGGUCGGCCACCCGAGAAACCAUCGGCGAAGUGCGCCGCGCCGAACUGGAGCAGGCCAUCGUCGAACUGGGCAUCGAGUCUCACGCUGUGCUCGGUUACCGCGAUUCGGGCAUGGCCGGUUGGGACGACAACCACCAUCCCAAGGCUUUUGUGCAAGCCAGCGAGCAUGAAGUGGUGGCUCGCCUGGUAUUCGAAAUCCGACGUUUCAAGCCGCAGGUGAUACUUACCUUCGAGCCCGGCGGACUCUACGGCCACCCGGAUCACAUUGCCAUUUGCAACCACGCUACUGAAGCGUUUCGCCUGGCCGCCGACCCCGACGCUUUUCCGCACCAUAUGGCGAUCGGUAUCCAGCCUCACCAGACUGACCGCCUGUUUUACAGUGGCCGCCCCAAGGGAUUUCGGACGCGCAUGGCGCAGACGCUCCGUGCGGCCGGCGUCGAUUUCCCGUUGCCGUCGCCAGAUCGCGUUGACGACGGAUGCGAUCCGGCGGACAUUCACCUGACCCUGGAUGUGUCGGAUGGACUGGACGCCAAGUUCGCCUGCAUCAAGCGGCACUUUACCCAGCUGCAACCCGACUGGCCCUACGAGCGCGUACCCCGGGAAGUCGCGGCGGCCGCCAUGGGCAUAGAACACUACAUCCGCGCGUGGCCCGAAGUGGCGCCCGGCGAAACCGUUCCUGACGACUUUUUUGCCGGCUUGUAA
Geodia barretti is the source of this 837-nucleotide messenger RNA. The record is from the annotation of a GenBank genome assembly. NCBI's taxonomy places the organism in Eukaryota, Metazoa, Porifera, Demospongiae, Tetractinellida, Geodiidae.